CGGCAGUAGUUGAGGAGGUCGGCCCCGCCCCUUCCUCUUUCUCUCGAACCAGGCGGCCUCAGCCGUGAACAACGCCGAGAUGGCCAAGAUUAAGGCUCGGGACCUGCGCGGCAAGAAGAAGGAGGAGCUGUUGAAACAACUGGACGAUCUGAAGGUGGAAUUGUCCCAGCUCCGGGUCGCCAAAGUGACAGGCGGCGCCGCGUCCAAGCUCUCCAAGAUACGAGUCGUUCGCAAAUCCAUCGCCCGGGUCCUCACUGUUAUUAACCAGACUCAAAAGGAAAACCUCAGGAAGUUCUACAAGGGCAAGAAAUACAAGCCACUAGACCUGCGACCCAAGAAGACUAGAGCCAUGCGCCGCCGGCUCACCAAGCACGAGGAGAAGCUGAAGACCAAGAAGCAGCAGCGGAAGGAGCGGCUGUACCCUCUGCGCAAGUACGCAGUCAAGGCCUGAGAUGACAAUGACAAUAAAGUGCAAGACUGAGUGGCU
This is a messenger RNA of Mus pahari (shrew mouse), 487 nucleotides long. It is a transcript of the gene Rpl35, whose product is annotated as ribosomal protein L35. The coding region runs from base 80 to 451 and encodes 123 amino acids. Gene Ontology annotation, biological process: maturation of LSU-rRNA from tricistronic rRNA transcript (SSU-rRNA, 5.8S rRNA, LSU-rRNA); translation. Gene Ontology annotation, molecular function: mRNA binding; structural constituent of ribosome. Lineage: Eukaryota; Metazoa; Chordata; Mammalia; Rodentia; Muridae. The record is from RefSeq and is a predicted model, not a curated record. Gene Ontology annotation, cellular component: cytosolic large ribosomal subunit; ribosome. The transcript is spliced from 4 exons.